Neocloeon triangulifer is the source of this 2864-nucleotide messenger RNA. It is a transcript of the gene Syt4, whose product is annotated as synaptotagmin-11. Gene Ontology annotation, cellular component: membrane; axon; synapse. Gene Ontology annotation, molecular function: SNARE binding; clathrin binding; calcium ion binding. The coding region runs from base 121 to 1539 and encodes 472 amino acids. NCBI's taxonomy places the organism in Eukaryota, Metazoa, Arthropoda, Insecta, Ephemeroptera, Baetidae. Gene Ontology annotation, biological process: regulation of dopamine secretion; calcium-ion regulated exocytosis; vesicle fusion. The transcript has 8 exons. The record is from RefSeq and is a predicted model, not a curated record.
GAAAAUGAAGGUUGCGAGUGGUCGUAGGUGUUAGACGGAGGAAGGAACGCACGCACUCGAGCAGCCUCUUCUACGCGUCAGAGUUUUGGGCCGACCCGCAGCCCCUGGCCGAAAUCAACUAUGGUCAGCGACUCCCUGCGCGAUGAGGCCGCCGAAAAUGUCCUCAGCACCACUGUUACGACGCCCACCCUAGUGGGCAUCUGCUUAGGGGCCACCCUUUUCCUGGUAGCCAUGGCGGCGGCCACUUGCUUCUGCUACCGCCGCCGAAGUCCUUACACCGCCAAGAUGUACUCAAAAAGGACCGAGAAGCCGGUGACCCUUCGCAAGCCGACGGCGGUCAAGAGUCCUGGCUCCGGCCCCACCACUCAUUAUCUGAAAAAGAGCCCCAGUCCGACGGACCAUAAGGCACCGCCGGGGAUGUGCAACGGCGACACUAGAUCUUCACCAACAGAGCUCGAGAAUGGAAACGGAAAUAAGGGGUGGCACAGCAGAACAAGUCCAGUAGCAUCGGACAAAACCCUGCUUGUGGACACGCAGCACGCUAAGAAGGACGAUUCGGAAAAGCAGAAACUACUGGCCAACUGCAUGGUUGAAGUUGAGCGCGAGAUUCUGGCCUCGACGGAAGCGGCACCAUCCGAAAAGUUGGUGAACGGCAACACAGACCUUGUCCGCAACGACAGCGGUGGCGUGGACAACACCAAGCUGGGGACCCUUGUUUUCAAACUCAGGUACAAGUCCGACAAAAACGCGUUGGUCGUGACCGUGGUAAAAUGUCAAGAUCUGCCGGCCCGCGACCCUAACAUAGGCAGUUGCGACCCUUACGUAAAACUGCAACUUUUGCCUGACAAGCAGCACAAAGUGAAGACUCGCGUGCUGCGCAAAACCAACAACCCGGUCUACGAUGAGGAUUUCACUUUCUACGGCAUUAGUUUCAAUCAAUUGCAGUCCAUUACGCUUCAUUUCGUGAUUUUGAGCUUUGAUCGGUACUCUCGGGACGACAUCAUCGGCGAACUGUUUUGUCCACUUGGCCAAGAAGAUUUGCUGAUAGCCGAGAGUCAGCAGAUGUCCCUUACCAGAAAUAUACAACCCAGGAGCUUAAAGAUUCGCUCUCAAGGACGAGGAGAGCUGCUCGUUUCUCUUUGCUGGCAGCCGGCCGCCAGCCGACUGACCGUUGUCGUCCUCAAAGCCCGAAACUUGCCAAAGAUGGAUGUCACUGGACUGGCAGAUCCGUACGUGAAAAUUUAUUUGCUUUUUAACAACCAACGCAUCGCUAAGAAGAAAACCCACGUCAAAAAACGGACUCUGAACCCAGUCUUCAAUGAGAGCUUUGUUUUCGACAUCCCUCAAGGCGCCGAGGGACUUGACAGCGUUAGUCUCGAUUUCAUGCUGCUCGACUGGGAUAGAGUAACGAAAAAUGAGGUCAUUGGUCGCCUGGAACUGGGCAGUACUAAGAGCACCGGAACUGCACUGCACCACUGGAACGAGGUUUGCAACGCUCCGCGCCGACAAAUCGCAGAGUGGCACAAAUUGCGAGAGUAAAUACGAGCGCUCGUAUUCUUUAAUUUGAUACGUUUUCUUUCUUUAUUUUCGUGCAGUGCAGACUGAAGAAAAAGAAAGGCGAAAAGCUGGUACAAACAAACAAGCUAAUUUACAAAAAAUUAAUGAGAAAAAUGCACUCUAUUUGAUUAAAUACAAGUAAGAAAAUGUGCGCGAUUGAAUUCGUUAACAGAAAAACGCAGAAUUUGUUUGCAGUAAAUUUUAAAAGAGACAAAAAAAAUUUAAAACACGCGAGAUUGAUAUUUUGAUAAGUUGAUGGAGAGGUGGAUGGAAAAUCACAUCUUAGGAGCUGAAUUUAUCUCAAAGUAGUGCUCUAUAUUAUAUUAACGUUAGGAUAUCAUUGUUAUGUAUAUAUACUGAGAGAGCAGAAGAUGCAUAAUCAUCAUAAGCACGUAAUGGUGGUAUAUAUACAUAGAACUGCUGAAUAUGUUAAGGUUGCUUUGCUAAAAGUAUAAAUUAUUUUCAGAGCAAAUCAAAUAUGAUAAUUAUUGCAUUUUUCAAGUGCAAGUAAAAUUAUUGACAGUUGGAAAGUAUCAUUUGCAAAGAUAUUGUAUUUGGAAGCAAACAAGCUCAUGAACUGCAGCGCUUAAUCGGCUAUUUAAAAAUGCUAUUAAAACUGAAUUUAAAAAAUAUGCAAUUAAAAAUAAACAUGCAAAAACUAUGUUCACGUCUAUACAUUUAGAGAGCGCAUGACAAACUUUAGUGAAUUUGCACAUUAUUGUCGUAAUCAGUGUGAAAUAGGUGUUAACUUUAAUCACAAAGAUCUCAUCUGAUUUACGUUCAAAUUUCUGAACUAAUUAAAUUUUCCAAUUAAAAAGUUUCUAAUUACUAGAAUUACUUUUUGCAAUUUUAUAGUUUAUAUUUGCCAAGAAGAGGCAUUUUUGCCCACAUAUUUUAAAGAGCUUGAAUAAUAUGGAUAAUAUGACUCACUGCGGAGUUUUAAUUUAUUUUCUUUCAACAAGAAAAAUAAUUUCCAACUUAAUGUGCAAACUAGAAAUUGGCUCUCAAAAACUUAAAUCAAUGAUGUAGUCUGUUAUUAAAAGCACACGCGCCACUUGAUUAGAACUUUAGUUUCUACCUCACGGACGUGUUUCUUACUGUUUCCACUCUACUUGAAAAAAAAAAUAUGCUAAUGCGUUUCCUCUGUCUUUUUAACUUUUCAUUAAAAAUUGUUCUUCAUCUCAAAUUUUAGCUAUCUCAAAGGUACUGUAAUUUUUCUUUUACUCUAUCAUUGUUAGCUGUGCAAAAUAAAGACGCAUCAAAAAAUAAUAUAAUUUUUCUUUUGGUGACGAACUUCUACUCUGAAA